GACCUUUGUCGUCAAGCUUAAACAUUAGAUCCAUCCAAAGCUAAGUGUACAAAUUAGUGAGUCUAAGGGUACGUACUGUGACUCAUCAACAAGUAAAAGUUGUGUCAAUUUUCUUCUAUUUUCUGGGCAAAGAGUUUGUAGAGGAAUUUAAGAGAGGCAAAAAGAGGAAAGGAGUAAUUAUUACUUAAUUGAUUGAUUAGGAGAAAUAUCAAAAUAUGGUGAGGCCUCCUUGUUGUGACAAAGGAGGAGUUAAGAAAGGGCCAUGGACUCCUGAAGAAGAUAUCAUUUUAGUUACUUACAUCCAAAAACGUGGUCCUGGAAACUGGAGAGCUGUUCCCAUUAGUACUGGGUUGCUUAGAUGCAGCAAGAGUUGUAGGCUUAGAUGGACAAACUAUUUAAGACCAGGAAUCAAGAGAGGCAACUUCACAGAACAUGAAGAAAAAAUGAUUGUCCAUCUCCAAGCCCUCUUAGGCAAUAGAUGGGCUGCAAUUGCGUCAUAUCUUCCACAGAGGACAGACAAUGACAUUAAAAACUAUUGGAACACUCAUUUGAAGAAGAAACUCAACAAAGCCAAUCAAGAACUUGAUCAUUCAAGAGAUCGUUCCUCGCUCUCUUCUUCUCCAUCAUCUUCUUCUGCUAAUUCCAACUCAAACAUAUCACGAGGUCAAUGGGAAAGAAAACUUCAAACCGAUAUUCACUUGGCGAAAAAGGCCCUAUCUGAGGCUUUGUCGCCUUCCUUAGCACCGAGCGUUACGUCUACAUUGGCCACUACAGCGACAACAACAUCUUCUUCUGAAUCAAAACAUUCUACAUCCUCAGCAUGCGAGUUUCUUCGGACGCAAGAAACAUCUACUACUUAUGCCUCGAGCACCGAGAAUAUAGCGAAAUUGCUCGAAGGGUGGGUGAAGACCACACCAAAGACUCAGAACUACUCUGAUCAGAGGAUUUCUCCUGAUUCUGAGACAAGAGAAGUGAUAAAGAGUGAUGAUGUUGAGAAAGACUGUGCAGGGGGAUUUCAAGCGUUUUCAGGGUUCGGUCCCUCGAAAUAUUGUGGCUCAUCAUAUCACUUGGCUGGACUUUCACCUGAUCAUGAAACUAAACCAGACAUAACUGGAUGUAGUAACCAAAGCCAUUUGUCGUUAUUCGAGAAGUGGCUGUUUGAGGAUUCUGGUGGACAGAUUGGUGAUAUUCUGUUGGAUGAAAACCCUAAUUUCUUCUGAAUAAUUUGGUUAAUCGAGAUGGUUCGUUUAAUUUUAGCGUCCUCUUUGUUUUUCUUUUUUUUCUGUUGUUUUUGGAUUUCUGAAUUAUCUUACUUAGAUCAUCGUGAACUAAGUCUCUAAUAUUUUUUUUAUUUAUUUCCCUCUUUGAUUACACAAUUAAUGAUGUUUUAC
Messenger RNA from Eruca vesicaria subsp. sativa (arugula), 1391 nucleotides. The record is from the annotation of a GenBank genome assembly. Lineage: Eukaryota; Viridiplantae; Streptophyta; Magnoliopsida; Brassicales; Brassicaceae.